Messenger RNA from Penicillium diatomitis, 747 nucleotides. Its product is annotated as DUF2458 domain-containing protein. The record is from RefSeq and is a predicted model, not a curated record. The coding region runs from base 1 to 747 and encodes 248 amino acids. The transcript has 3 exons. NCBI's taxonomy places the organism in Eukaryota, Fungi, Ascomycota, Eurotiomycetes, Eurotiales, Aspergillaceae.
AUGUCCGAACAUCUGUAUAAUUCAUCGGACCUGAAUUCGGUCCUCCGGACACUGUCAACCUUGACUAACCCAGCCGUUACAUCUGGGGACGUGCUGCCCAAGAAGGCCGAAACUCACGAUCCCCAGAGGAGUCGGCCUGGCGUAACUCAGCUUGUUCAGAGCGGCCCAAUCAGUCCAGCAAAGAAACCAGCACCAAAGUCAGCCACACUUGAUCCAUCCACAAUCAUUACAUGGCCUGCCGCCCUUCGAUAUGUGAUGACAACCGUUGGCCAAGAUGAAGAGACCCAGCUUCGUAUUCGCGGACUGAUCACCAGUCAGCACAAGCACGAGAAGCAAUGGUGGAAAGCCCGGGAAGCCCUGCUGGAAAGACAGCGAGCCCGUGGGGAUAAGAAAAAGGAGCUUAACGCCGUUCUGAUACUGGCGACCAGACGUUCUAUCGGUGCGCCGGUUGACUCCACAAUGGCUCCACCCUUGCUAACCUCAGAGAAGGAUGAGAACGCCGAUGAGCUAGAGCUCGCAGAGUACGAUCGAAAGGUCUACAAGGCAUCUGUCACCAUGGCAAAUGCGCUCAUAUCCGAACUUCGUGGAAUGAAGAUUCCCUUCUUUGUAACUCAGAAGAGCCUGAUUCGCCAAGAAGAUGCACCCGCUAGCUCAAAUGAGCAGACUGGUGAUUUGUUGACAAAUUCAGAUCUCUCCGAUCUUCAGCGACGAAUGCUCGGUCUACUCGAGGACAUUUGCAAGGAAUGA